AUGACAACGAAUGAUCAAACGCCUCGGGGUCCAACUAUCCACGCAUUUUUGAAUAUACCUCAAAAAGACCGAGCUCAGAACAUCUCACUUUCGCAAUAUGUGCAACCCAAAAAACUCGUAAAUAUGCCCGCAAAAAUGACCAAAGGUGAUGCUUCACGUAUCCAAUCAACUCAAGCCCAAGGCGGUAAAGACAUGUCCUCUUCAGGAUUUGCCGCGCGCGCUCAAGGAUCCGGAGAUCGAAACGCAAACGCUGGUGGAGCCGCAGCAGGUCAAGGUACUGGUGGUGGAAAUGCCGGUCAAGCUGGAACAGACAAGAAGUAG
Messenger RNA from Botrytis fragariae, 321 nucleotides. RefSeq lists its product as uncharacterized. Bases 1 to 321 code for a protein of 106 amino acids. The transcript has 3 exons. The record is from RefSeq and is a predicted model, not a curated record. Lineage: Eukaryota; Fungi; Ascomycota; Leotiomycetes; Helotiales; Sclerotiniaceae.